Messenger RNA from Racocetra persica, 1017 nucleotides. The record is from the annotation of a GenBank genome assembly. Lineage: Eukaryota; Fungi; Glomeromycota; Glomeromycetes; Diversisporales; Gigasporaceae.
AUGUUUUCACGUUCUGAUCUGAUCGAAUCUGAGGAAUCUAAUAUAUUUUUUAUCUAUGAUGCGAUCGACUCUUCCAAUUUAAAGAAAAGAUAUUUGUUAACUUUACACACUGUUCGAGCUGAUGGAACCAAAUUUAGGAUUAACAUAUAUGAGGAAGAUAUAGUGUUUUUCGAUAUUAAAAUCAAAUCUGAAGACUUGAUACCGGAAUAUAAAGAAGAGUUUCUACCAGAUUAUUAUGAGUUGUUUGAAGCACGACCUUUCGAUUCAACAGAAGAACAUCGGUUCCUUCAUUUAUUUUAUCUGUCUCUUAGGGAUCACGAAAGAAAUCGUGAAUUGCUCGAGGUUUUUGAACGAAAACCAUUCUUAUUAGCUUCAUCAUCAAAUAAACCAAAAACUAAACGUCAUAAAGUUAAACACGAACGAACGAUUCAAGUUAAUUUUACAUCAAACAACUAUUUCUCAAUCAUUCCUAACGAGUUGAUCCAAGAUAUUUUUGACUAUCUAUACGAUGAUCCCAAAUCCCAAUUUUCUUUAGGAUUUACAUGUCACAACUUAUAUCAACAAUAUCAACAGUUUAUUUGGAAUCUAUCGAUUUUUAAAUUUCAUGGAAGGCUUAGAGAUCCCCCUUUAUUUUUCGAAAAAAAUUCACUUUCAUGCAAACCAGAAUAUCCUUGUGGAUGUUGUGUAGGUGAUUGUGAGAAGACCGAAGUUACAAAAAAAAUAUUCACUAAUUGUCAAGGAGUAAGAUAUGUUAAAUCGAUUGCUCCUUAUUGGUCGAAUGUAGAGAAAGCUAUUUGUUCUAAGGUUAUGUUGUUAAAUGGUACUUGUGAUGUUGCCAUGUGUCCUUAUAAUCAAGUCCAAGAAAUAAUAUUCUCAGAGUUUUAUCAAAGAGUUGAUAGAAUAGCUCAUAAACAUUUCAUAUAUGAACCGUGUUAUAAUUCUUGUCAAAAAUCAGCCAACCUACCAAUCACUAUUCCAAACUUAUGGGAACCCGAUAUCCCUUGGGAAUUCAUAUAA